UCCACACGGCGUCAGCGCUCCCAGACCAAACCCACCAUGUUCAGAUCAUGCACACUCAUCUCCUCCUUGCUGCUCCUGCUCUUUGUCGCUAGCACAGGGGAAGGCAGGCCUCACCAAGCCCCGGAGGGCACUUUUGACGUGGACACUCAGAGGGACCAGCUUGUGGAGGCGGUCAAGAUGGGGAUCCUAAACUCACUUGGUAUGGACAAGGAGCCUGAGCUCACCCAGAAGGCCUCAGAGGAAGAGCUGAGGAGGAUGUAUCAGCUCUACUGGGACAAACUGAGGGAGAUGAGGGGAAAUUCCAGUCGGCCGGUGGGGACGACCGUAUCUACUGUGCUUUUCCCAGAUACAGUGGCGCCAGUAAAAGUACCUCAGGGUGAAGAAGCGCCGCCUGGUCCGCGCAUGCAGCGGUACAGAGCUGUUUUCCAAAAGAACCCAAACAUCCACAUGGAAGUGACGCUCACCCGAGCUGAACUGAAGCUUUCCAGGCGGAUCCUAAUACAACCAACCCAAGUGCAGCCUGAUAGAAAAGCAGAGAUGAAAGUUAAAGUCAAGCGGAUGAAGGUGGUGAACUCAACAACAUGGACACACACGGGUUCUCAUGUUAGCAACUCACUCAUGCAAGAUGUGACGGUGGACAUCAGCUCCAAGGUGGCAAAGUGGAUAAGCGCCGAUGACAAGUCACUGGUUGUGGACGUAAGCACGGCUGAGGGUGAAGGCGACCCAAUACUUUCUCUCGAAUUAGACUUCAUUCAGUCGGAAGCAACACAUGGCGUAAGGCUGCCUCGCUCCAACCGGGAAGAUGACUGCAACGACCAAGGGUGGUGCUGCCUCAAGUCAGUCAACGUGUCAUUCAGAGACAUCGGGUGGACGGAUUGGGUCGUGGCCCCGACGGAGUACACCAUGCACUUGUGCGACGGCGCCUGCCCACACAACUACAAGCCUGCCAGCAUGCACACGCAGGUGAAGUCUCGACUGCACCAGAUCAUGAAAGGCAGGACGCCGCGGCCCUGCUGCGUGCCGGCCUCCUACGAGCCCAUGGUCCUCAUGCACUACGACAGCAAGGGGAAGUUGAAACUGACACCUUUUAAUGACCUAAUAGUCAGUAAAUGUCACUGUGCCUGACACAAUCAACGCUGAUGACUUUUUUUAGGGAAAAGCAUGUUACUGCUAUGUGGAGCUACUGGUGAUGUUUUUUUUUUCUUAAUGGUUUAUUUAUUAAAAGUUUCUAUUUAUUGUGUUAAGUGAUUUCGUAAAAUGUGUUUAAAUUUGUCGUUUCAUGUUGAAGGUACUGUAAUAUGAGCUGCAUUGUCUUACAUUUCAGUCGUGUCAAAUUUGUCUUUGCUGACCUGUUGCACUUGAAUUAACAGUAUCACACU
Dunckerocampus dactyliophorus (ringed pipefish) is the source of this 1379-nucleotide messenger RNA. RefSeq names its product growth/differentiation factor 8. The coding region runs from base 37 to 1125 and encodes 362 amino acids. The transcript is spliced from 2 exons. NCBI's taxonomy places the organism in Eukaryota, Metazoa, Chordata, Actinopteri, Syngnathiformes, Syngnathidae. Gene Ontology annotation, biological process: SMAD protein signal transduction. Gene Ontology annotation, cellular component: extracellular region. The record is from RefSeq and is a predicted model, not a curated record. Gene Ontology annotation, molecular function: cytokine activity; growth factor activity.